AUGGUUUUCUGGUUAGGCUCAGCAUGGUUCGAUCGAGAGCAAAAACAUCGACUUGAUGGAAAACUCGUAGCAAUUACAGGAGCAUCGUGCGGAAUCGGCCUUUCUACAGCCAUCAUGUGUGCUCAAAGGGGCGCUUCUUUGCUUCUCCUUUGCCGAAAUCAGGAAAAAAUGUCAGCUGCAGCCGAAGAAAUCCGCCAAAAAUCUCCUGGGGCUAAAAUUCUCGAGUUUCAGCUCGAUCUUGCAGACACCAAAACUGUUUCCAGAGCGAUCAAAGACAUAAAAGAUCGGAAAAUAAUGAUCGACGUUCUUGUUCUCAACGCGGGACUAUACUAUUACGACAAGACGGAAUGCCUGUACAAUAUCAACUCGGUUCAAGUGGUCAAUCACUACAGCCAUUUUUAUUUGCUCAAUGAGUUGCUUGGAAAUUUAAAGGGAACAGAGGAUGAUCCAGCUCGGGUCGUAGCUCUUUCGAGCAUGGCACACAUGGGUGCAACUGGGGACGGAAAAUUCUGGAAAACUUAUUCUUCUCCUGAAGAACUAACGGCGACCUUGGGAACGAGUAUUCACAAAAUCGGAAUGCAAGCGUAUUGCGAGUCUAAAUUGGCAAAUAUUUUGCACAUGCGCGAAAUGGCAAAGAGACAUCCUUCCAUCAAAUUCAUGUCCGUUCAUCCUGGCGUGGUGAAUUCGAGUUUUGCGGACAAGAUCAUUGAGACUGAUGGAGCGACGGAUACCUGGUUUGGUUGGUUGAUGAGCUCUAGGUUUUGUAAAUGGCUUUUCCCUCUGUUGAUAAAAUCUUCUGAUCAAGGUGCUCAAACUUCGAUGUACUGUAUCUGCUCUCCAGACGCGGAAUCCUGGCAUUACUACAAAGAAUGCGCCCAAGCUCAAGUCAAAAUCAAAGGCAUGCUAAAACCGAUAGAGACCCAUGAUGAGCAAUUGAAAAUUAUCAGCGACGAUCUUGAAGACUUUUCGAAAGAGAAAGCAAUUAUUAGAUUCAUUGAGAGUCAAAAAGUGUGUCAGACCGUCAUCUCCUACAAACCGGAAUUCUUCUCCAUAGCGGACAGGCUGUGCACCGAAAUUAACGGGACUAUUGCAGACGCUCCUUUCGAAGUUGGGUUAAAAUCGAGAAAAUUGCCAGCAGAAGCGUUCUCAGUUAAAUGCUUCUGGACGACUGGGAAUGUCACGAAGAAUGGAGAAUACGUUGGUCCAGCUAUUUAUGAAAAUGCAGCGCUAGACAAAUUCGACGAAAUAAAACGAUUCGUUGAAGAAGAACUGAAUGUUCUUGGCUUUGUGACUGGCGACUUGUGCUUAUCUAAACCAGUAAGUUCGUUUCUUUUCUCGAAAGGCGAGGAAGAUCAAAUGUCUGCAAACUUCUUCUGCGAGAAUACCCUCUUUGACAACGAUGGAAGACUUGUAAUGUUCCAUGGAAAGCCCGAUUUCUGCGAACAUCUUCAAUUGAACAAGAGUUUUAUUCUUGAGCAUCAUCUCUUCGACUCGGAUUUUCUCGGGGAAAGCUUUGUGAUCGUCAAUUUGCACGAGCCCAAUCAAAGCUGGAUUCCGUUUUGGAGCAAUUUUAAAAGUGGCUGGAAAGCAAACGAAAAUGUGGAUGGCUCAGAAAUGCCGUUUUGUUUGGAAGAACCGGAGGCUUAUCAUGUCCAGUAUUGUCUUCCGGAAGGCGAAAGUGGAAGAUGGAGUGUCCAGAUGACGACUUCAAAGACGCAAACGGCUUCAACAGUCUGUGUCAACUCUGAUUUAACUGCUCCAUGCGAGUGA
Messenger RNA from Oikopleura dioica, 1770 nucleotides. The record is from the annotation of a GenBank genome assembly. NCBI's taxonomy places the organism in Eukaryota, Metazoa, Chordata, Appendicularia, Copelata, Oikopleuridae.